Messenger RNA from Maudiozyma saulgeensis, 873 nucleotides. The record is from the annotation of a GenBank genome assembly. Lineage: Eukaryota; Fungi; Ascomycota; Saccharomycetes; Saccharomycetales; Saccharomycetaceae.
AUGGCUCCACCAACUUAUUCUGAUAUCUUUAAAGGUACUAAUGAUUUAUUAAACAAAGAUUUUUAUCAUUCAACUCCUUUAGCCUUUGAUGUUAAAACUGUUGCUAAAAAUGGUGUUCAAUUUACUCUAAAUGCAAAACAAUCAGUCAAAAAUGCACCAUUAUCAACAACUCUUGAAUCAAAAUUAUUAGAUAAAUAUAAUGGUGUAUCAUUAACUCAAGGUUGGACAAAUAAUAAUACUUUGAAGAGUAAAAUUGAAAUUACUGAUUUAACACCAGGUUUAAAGACAGAUAUAAUUACAUCAAUUAAUCCAAAUAAUGUAUUAAUUGAUGAAAAAAAAAAUUUAAAUAUUAAUAUUGAUUAUAUUCAACCUUUAUUUACUGCAAGAGGUAAAUUUAAUUUAUUAAAUGGUCCUCCAAGUUUUAAUGGUGAUUUAACUUUUGCUAAAGAAGGUAUUGUUGCUGGUACUGAGUUACAAUAUAAUAUUAAUGGAGGUACUAUUUCAAAAUAUGGUUUAGCUUUGGCUUAUUCUGCUUCUGAUUAUUCUAUUGGUUUAUCUAUUGAUAAUAAACAAUUUACAACUUUAUCAUGUAAUCAAACUUUAAAUGAUACUUUAUCAAUUGGUACAAAAGCAACUUUAAAUUCUGUUAUUAAUGCUCAAAAAGUUAAUUUAGAAUUUGCAACAAAAUAUAUUUUGGAUCAAACAAAUCAAGCUCAAGUUAAAGCAAAAAUCAAUGAUGCAGGUAAUUUAGCUGUAUCUUAUAAACAAUUAUUAAGACCAGGUAUUACUUUAGGUGUUGGUUCUUCAUUUGAUGCUUUGAAUUUGAAUGAACCUGUUCAUAAAUUAGGUUGGUCUUUAUCCUUUAACGCUUAG